AAACGGGGAUAGGUAUGCUGGAGAAUAUUUUGCUGAUAAAAUGCACGGAUUUGGUGUCUAUUUUUUUGCAAAUGGUCACCGUUAUGAGGGUGCUUGGCAUGAGGGUAGAAGACAGGGGCUUGGAAUGUACACUUUUAGGAAUGGGGAAACUCAAUCUGGUCAUUGGCAAAAUGGGGUUCUUGACAUUCCUAGUACACAGAACAGCUCACAUCCUGUUUCUCCUGUUGCUGUCAACCAUUCAAGAGUGCUUAAUUCUGUUCAGUUUCCUGAAUUCUGUAUUAAGGGGACACGACCUUAUCAAUUUGGAGAAGUUUAUUUGUAUCUCGAGCAUUUAGCACUUGUUUGA
Messenger RNA from Olea europaea var. sylvestris, 346 nucleotides. RefSeq names its product radial spoke head 1 homolog. The transcript is spliced from 2 exons. The annotation marks the transcript as partial. NCBI's taxonomy places the organism in Eukaryota, Viridiplantae, Streptophyta, Magnoliopsida, Lamiales, Oleaceae. The record is from RefSeq and is a predicted model, not a curated record.